GUUGGCUUGAAUGGCGGCUGCUUCCGAGAACAGGUCAUCGGCGUCCUCAGUGCAUGUUUAUUUGCCGGGGGACACGGUACCGAUAGAGGCUGGUGUGGUGUCAAGCUGUGAUCCCAAUUCGGUCGGGUUCGGGAUAAGACUGGAUGAGGACUGUCCGAAAGCUGCUGUGGCUGGUUUGCUCUCAGUGGAGUCCGCGGUAUCAGAUAUCCCAUGUUUUGACAAUACGCGAAAACGAUACAUUCCGAGAAGAGGUGACAUGGUGCUCGGUGUGGUAGUGCAGCGUACUGCCGAAUUCUACAGAGUUGACAUCAAUGGCCCGACGGGAACUGCCAACCUACCGACUCUGGCAUUCAACGGUGCCACCAAACGUCACAAGCCGAAUCUUAGUCCGGGCGAUCUCGUGUACUGUCAUGUCACUGUAGCUGAUCGGGACUUGGACGUGGAGCUGAGCUGCGUUGAUCCCAGCACAACUAGAGACUGGACACACAAGGACGUAUACUUUGGGCACCUCGCUCCUGUCGAUGGUUGCUGUGGAUUACAGGCGACGGUUCCUUUGUGGCAGGCGAAAUCACUACAGGCUACUGGUUCUACUGUUAUGGCCAGUCUCGGGCGACAUUUUGUCUUCGAAUCUGCCAUUGGUUUGAAUGGCCGCUGUUGGAUAUCAGCUGCUGCUCCGAACGUUGCUGUGAUGGUAAGUAGGAUAUUGUCAGGCAGCCAUAAGCUCAGUCAAGCUCAUAUGGAAGCUAUGUGUUCUAAGAUGGCGAAGCAACUUGCUUGAUGAACAGUAUCACUGU
Molecule: messenger RNA, 794 nt
Organism: Perkinsus marinus ATCC 50983
Lineage: Eukaryota; Perkinsozoa; Perkinsida; Perkinsidae
Product: Exosome complex exonuclease RRP40, putative
Exons: 7
Coding region: 11-778 (255 amino acids)
Biological process (GO): exonucleolytic trimming to generate mature 3'-end of 5.8S rRNA from tricistronic rRNA transcript (SSU-rRNA, 5.8S rRNA, LSU-rRNA); U4 snRNA 3'-end processing; poly(A)-dependent snoRNA 3'-end processing
Cellular component (GO): cytoplasmic exosome (RNase complex); nuclear exosome (RNase complex)
Molecular function (GO): RNA binding
Source: RefSeq, a predicted model, not a curated record